Messenger RNA from Melospiza melodia melodia, 602 nucleotides. It is a transcript of the gene DMPK, whose product is annotated as DM1 protein kinase. Gene Ontology annotation, molecular function: ATP binding; protein serine/threonine kinase activity. The transcript is spliced from 6 exons. Gene Ontology annotation, cellular component: cytoplasm; cytoskeleton. The record is from RefSeq and is a predicted model, not a curated record. NCBI's taxonomy places the organism in Eukaryota, Metazoa, Chordata, Aves, Passeriformes, Passerellidae. The coding region runs from base 102 to 602 and encodes 166 amino acids. Gene Ontology annotation, biological process: actomyosin structure organization; peptidyl-threonine phosphorylation.
CCUGUUUCCGCGAGGAGCGGGACGUGCUGGCGCGCGGUGACCGACGCUGGAUCACGCGGCUGCACUUCGCCUUCCAGGACCCGCAGUGCCUGUACCUGGUGAUGGAGUACUACAUCGGCGGGGACCUCCUGACGCUGCUCAGCAAGUUUGGGGACCGGCUGCCGCUGACCAUGGCGCGCUUCUACCUGGCCGAGCUGGUGAUGGCCAUCGACUCCGUGCACCGCCUGGGCUACGUGCACCGGGACAUCAAACCCGACAACAUCCUGCUGGACCGCUGGGGACACAUCCGGCUUGGGGACUUCGGGUCCUGCCUGCGCCUGGGCCCGAUGGCACCGUGCGCUCGGCGGUGGCCGUGGGCACCCCCGAUUACCUGUGCGCUCGGCGGUGGCCGUGGGCACCCCCGAUUACCUGUCCCCGAGAUGCUCCUGGCCGUCGAGGACCCCUCGCUGUCGUACGGCCCCGAGUGCGACUGGUGGGCGCUGGGGGUCCUGGCCUACGAGAUGUUCUACGGGAGACCCCCGUUCUUCGCCGACACCGUGCUCGAGACCUACGCCAAGAUCCUGCACUUCCAGGACCACCUGCACCUGCCCCGACACCGAUGA